Lontra canadensis (Northern American river otter) is the source of this 2307-nucleotide messenger RNA. RefSeq names its product Rho GTPase activating protein 18 (gene ARHGAP18). The transcript has 7 exons. The annotation marks the transcript as partial. The record is from RefSeq and is a predicted model, not a curated record. Gene Ontology annotation, biological process: regulation of actin filament polymerization; signal transduction; regulation of small GTPase mediated signal transduction. Gene Ontology annotation, molecular function: GTPase activator activity. Lineage: Eukaryota; Metazoa; Chordata; Mammalia; Carnivora; Mustelidae. Gene Ontology annotation, cellular component: cytoplasm.
UUUUUCCUUCUGCCUUUCAGAAUCUUUGCCAAGAACUGGAAGCAAAGUUUUAUGAAGGGACUUUUAAUUGGGAAAGUGUCAAGCAGCAUGAUGCCGCCAGCCUGCUGAAGUUCUUCAUCCGGGAGCUGCCCCAGCCGCUGCUCAGUGUAGAAUAUCUCAAAGCCUUUCAGGCCGUCCAGAAUCUUCCAACCAGGAAGCAACAACUACAAGCUUUGAACCUUCUUGUCAUCCUCCUGCCUGAUGCAAACAGAGACACACUUAAGGCCCUGCUUGAAUUUCUCCAAAGAGUAAUAGACAAUAGAGAGAAAAAUAAGAUGACAACCAUGAAUGUAGCCAUGGUCAUGGCCCCGAAUCUCUUCAUGUGUCACACACUGGGUUUGAAGUCCAACGAACAGCGAGAAUUUGUCAUGGCAGCUGGGACAGCUAAUAUCAUGCACUUAUUGAUUAAGUGUCAACAAGUUCUGUGGACAAUUCCCAAGUUUAUUGUCAACCAAGUGAGGAAGCAAAACAGUGAAAAUCAUAGAAAAGACAAAAAAGCCAUGAAGAAAUUGCUGAAGAAAAUGGCUUAUGACCGAGAGAAAUACGAAAAGCAAGAUAAGAAUACAAGCGAUGCUGACGUUCCUGAGGGAGUGAUUCGAGUGCAAGCUCCCCAUCUUUCGAAAGUUUCCAUGGCAAUACAGCUAACAGAAGAACUGAAAGCCAGUGAUGUUCUUGCCAGGUUUCUCAGCCAAGAAAGUGGGAUUGCCCAGACUCUUAAGAAAGGAGAAGUUUUUUUGUAUGAAAUUGGAGGAAAUAUUGGAGAGCGCUGCCUUGACGACGACACUUACAUGAAGGACUUGUAUCAGCUCAACCCCAAUGCCGAGUGGGUCAUCAAGUCUAAGCUGUCGUAGGAGACUGAAGCUGCAGAGAACCCUGAGGACCUCCCGAGGCUCCUUGCUGGAGCAAGAGAGCAAAUAAAAGAAACGGCAGGACUCUUCUAUUGUUCACAUGUACCCAACUUAUGAAUAGUGACACUCUGAAGCCUUAAAAAGUUACAGAUUUGUGCUGCUGCCAGAAUUAUGUUCAUUAAUAAUACGAUGAGCAAACAAAAGAUCUCUAGAGUCAGAGGAAAAGGGGUUAAUUAGCUUGGCAGCUCUUAGACUCUGUGAAAGGUGCCCGGAUGUGACAGUUUGUUUUAUGUGAAAACAUACUCUCUUCCUCUCACUUUUUUUUCUCUAAAAUCAUAUACAUGGUAAUGCGUGCUUCCUCUCCUUUUUCUCCUCCUCAUGUCUGCCUUUCCCCAACGAGGUUUGCUUUUUAACCGAAAAGAUCACAAAUACCAGGUAUUUGGCAAGUCGUGAAGACAAUGCAUCUUAAAAUAGACUGAAUUCAACAGUAUUCCUGUCACCAUCGAAUAUUAAUAUUCCUCCCUUUGAAUCAUUUGUUCAAACAAUAACAUCCCACUUCUCCCCGCUGUAUCACAUGAAGUGAUUUGCAUUGUUUUCAGUUCAUCUGACAUAUGUGUGCAGAACCGUAUCUGCGAUUAAGCAAAUAAAACUGUCAGAAACCGCCCAUUAUUACUGAACUCUUAAAUACUUAUAUAUUAAGAAUAAAUAAAAUAUAUCCAUGUGGAAUAACUGGAUUAUGGGUAACAAAAGAGUGAAAGCCAAAUCACUUCAUGUAUGCUGUAUUCUCCUAAGUGAAAUUUAUGAAGACUUAGCUGGCUUUACCUAUGGUCAUACUAGUAUAAAUAUGCAUGAUAGUAUAAUCCGGUAAUGAUUAAGAAUGCAUUCUACUGAAAGAGGGAUUAUUUUUUCUUUUUAAUUCCUAAAGAAGGCUGCAGGAAGCAUUAUUUUUUUCUGGGUAUGACACAGUCAUAUGAACAAGUUUUUGUUUGUGUACUUUAGAUAAUCAGAGUAAAUUUAUUAAAAUGCUGUGGAAAGUACUAUUCCCAGGGAGUUUAAUGCACAAACCAUAUUGUGACAAGAGAUGAGCCUCUGAACCAUAAAUAAGAGAAAAGAAGUGAGAAAUGUUCAAUAUUUUAUGAGUUUAGCGUGUAGUAAAUAAAAGGUGAUGUAAAUGAGUGUUGCACACACUGUGUUUAUGAUACUUUUAGUAGUAUUUUAGGGAAAAUUACACAUUCUCUGAAGCUCUUGAUGUCAUUCCAGUUAGGAGGGAAAAUGCUGUUAAUGAGAACAGUCGUAAAUUUUUAGCCUGUAAUUAUAGGAGCAGCCUGUGGAUAUGAUCACUUAAAUAACAUUGUUGUGAUUUGUGCCAUUGCUUUUUUAUUUAAAAAAUUUUUAUAAUUAAAUGCAUUUUUCUAAAGUA